AUGCCCUACAACACCACAGCCAUCCCUCCCCGCAAGGAGGUCACAGGCCAGCCGGCCCUGCCCCUCGCUCGCGUCAAGAAGAUCAUCGCUCAGGACCCAGACAUCAGCAUCUGUUCCAGCAACGCCGCGUUCAUCAUCACAGUCGCCACGGCACGUGCAAGACAGAUCCUCGCCGAUGAGAUGUUCAUCCAGCACCUCGCCAACGAAGCCCACAACCAGGCCAAGCUCGACCGGAAGCCCCGCCGCAACGUGCAGUACAAGGACCUAGCCAACGCCGUCGCGCACAAUGACAAUCUCGAGUUCCUCGAGGACGUCAUCCCCAAGACGACAACGUACAAGAAGAUCAAGGGCCAGGCCCAGGCGACCCGCGCCCGCGUCGCCGGCGAAAAGGUCGCCGCCGACGAGACGCUGCCCGCGCUGGCGGGCACCAAGAAGUCGCGCGCCGCCGGUGCCGGUACCGGCACCAAUGGUGCUGCGGACACGGGGGCGCUCCGGCCGGGUGGUGGUGCCAACGGUGUCAAUGGCACCGCGUCGCGCGGCGGCCCAGGUGCGGCCUCUGCUGCUUCCGCUGCGGCCAUGGACGACCCCAGUGCGCAGCUGCAGGCCGAGAUGCGGCAGGCGGCCGGGGCGGAUCACGAUGGCGACGUCGACAUGACGGGCUAG
Messenger RNA from Verticillium nonalfalfae, 663 nucleotides. RefSeq lists its product as uncharacterized. The coding region runs from base 1 to 663 and encodes 220 amino acids. Gene Ontology annotation, molecular function: protein heterodimerization activity. Gene Ontology annotation, cellular component: nucleus; CHRAC. The record is from RefSeq and is a predicted model, not a curated record. Lineage: Eukaryota; Fungi; Ascomycota; Sordariomycetes; Glomerellales; Plectosphaerellaceae. The transcript has 4 exons.